AUGGCGCUGCGCUCGCCGAGCUUCCUGCUGCUGCUGCUAUCCUCCUUGGUCACCGUCUCCGCACUUAGUGCCAUAGAAGGUGACGAGGAGGCCACGUUGCUGGCUUUCAAAGCAGCGGCAAUCAGCAACGGGUACAACGACCCACCUACUUCGUGGAACCGCAGCACCACCGGUUGGUACUGCAGCUGGGAGGGCGUAAGUCUAAUGAUCAUGGUCAUUAGAUCCAACAAUCUCAGCGGGAACGUGCCCCUUGAGAUCGGUCAUAACCUGAAGCAUCUCAAGGUGCUCAACCUGCACCACAACAACCUUACGGGACAGAUCCCGGCGUCGCUGGCUAACUUGUCAUCGUUGAGUUAUUUUAGUCUCGCGUUCAACCAGCUCGAAGGUACCAUCCCGACUAGCAUUGGCAUCCUCAAGGACCUCAGUGUUCUUGAUCUCGGCUUCAACAACCUCUCUGGAGAGCCCCCAAUAUCCCUUUACAAUUUGUCUUCCUUGGAAAUGUUGCAGAUUCAGUGGAACACGCUCAGUGGUAGCCUUCCUACCGAUAUCGGCAGCAGGUUCCCCAGCAUGCGAAUCCUCUUUAUAUAUAAAAACCAGUUCACGGGGAUCAUCCCUGCUUCACUCUCCAACCUGACAUCGCUCCAAGAACUCGACCUCUCGCACAAUAUGCUUAAAGGACAUGUGCCUAGCACGAUUGGGAGAAUACGAGCUCUGCAAAAUCUAUGCUUGUCCUGCAACAUGCUAGAAGCUGACGAUGGGAAGGGGUGGGAAUUUAUUGCUUCUUUGUCAAACUGCAGCCAGCUCAAAUUAUUAGAUCUCUCUAACAUCACCGCUUUCACUGGACACCUACCAAGCUCAAUAGUGAAUCUCUCAACAACACUGCAGUUCCUCGGCAUUAGUGCUACUGGGAUUUGGGGAAGCAUCCCCUCGGCCAUCGGCAAUCUGGUGGGCCUAGAAUUCCUUGGUGCUAAUGAUGCCUCCAUAUCCGGAGUAAUUCCAGAUAGCAUCGGCAAGCUAGGAAACUUGACUGAAAUUUAUCUGUACAAUAGUAACUUGUCUGGCCAAAUACCUUCAUCUAUCGGAAACCUUUCAAAGUUAGCUAUCCUUAGUGCAUUUAGUAGCAAUCUAGAGGGGCCAGUUCCGCCAACCAUAGGGAAGCUGAAGAGUUUAUUUGCCCUUUUUUUGUCAAGUAACCACCUGAACGGUUCGAUUCCAAGAGAGAUUUUUCAACUUUCUUUCAGUUACUUAGACUUGUCAUACAAUUCACUAUCAGGACCUCUUCACUCCCAGGUCGAUAGCUUACAAAACCUUAACCAACUAAUUCUAUCGGGGAACCAGUUGUCUGGCGAGAUACCUGAAAGUAUUGGGAAGUGUACAGUGCUGCAAGACCUUUGGUUGGACGAUAACUUAUUUAACGGAAGCAUACCCCAAUAUCUAAACAAGGCUCUAACUACACUCAACCUUUCAGUGAAUGAGUUAUCCGGUAGUAUUCCAGAUGCCAUUGGAAGUAUCAACGGACUGGAACAAUUGUAUCUGGCGCACAACAAUUUGUCAGGACCAAUCCCUGCAGCUCUACAGAAUUUGACAGCAUUGUGGAUGUUGGAUUUGUCCUUCAACAAUCUGCAAGGGGAAGUGCCAGAAGAAGGGAUUUUCAGAAAUUUUGCUAACCUGACGAUCACCGGAAACAACAAGCUUUGUGGAGGAAUACCCCAGUUUCAUUUAGUUCCAUGCAACACAGAUUCUGUGAAAAAGAACAGAGGGAAGUCGAAGUAUCUUAAAAUAGCACUAGCAACAACCUUUGCACUCUUACUAUUAGCUAUUGUCAUUGCACUCUUGAUCUACAGGAAGCAAAGAAGAAAGCAGAAGGGUGCAUUCGAACCACCAAUGGUUGACAUGCUUUAUCAAACGGAACCAAUGGAUUCUCCGAAGCCAAUUUGCUUGGAUUUCAAGGCAUUGGUUUUUGAGUUCAUGCCAAAUGGUAGCUUGAAUCGUUGGCUCCAUAUAGAAUCUGGCAUGCCCACUUUGAACAAUACUCUCAGCCUCGCACAAAGGCUCAAUAUCACUGUUGAUAUCAUGGAUGCUCUGGAUUAUCUUCAUAAUCACUGCCAGCCACCAAUCAUCCACUGUGAUCUCAAACCAAGCAACAUCCUUCUUGCAGAAGACAUGAGUGCCCGAGUUGGAGAUUUUGGCAUAUCUAGAAUCAUAUCAGAAAGUGAAAAGUAUGGUGAAGGUUCUCCCGUCACAACUUUUGGUGAUGUUUAUAGCCUUGGUAUAUUGCUGCUCGAGGUUUUCACAGGAAGGAGCCCAACAGAUGAUAUGUUUAGAGGUUCAAUGGAUCUACAUAAGUUUUCUGAGGAUGCUCUUCCAGAUAAAAUCUGGGAGAUAGCCGAUACGACAAUGUGGCUGCACACUAGCACCUAUGACAGCAAUACAAGAAACAUAAUUGAGAAAUGUUUGGUUCAUGUCAUUGCUCUUGGGGUAUCCUGCUCGAGAAAACAACCUAGAGAGAGGACACUGAUACAAGAUGCCGUCAACGAGAUGCAUGCUAUCAGAGAUUCAUACAUCAAGUGUGCCACAGGAAUGAUUUUGCAGUAA
Messenger RNA from Miscanthus lutarioriparius, 2595 nucleotides. NCBI's taxonomy places the organism in Eukaryota, Viridiplantae, Streptophyta, Magnoliopsida, Poales, Poaceae. The record is from the annotation of a GenBank genome assembly.